UUAAAGGAAGUCUGCCAACCUGUCACAUCAAGCGAACCUCCCCGAAGCUACAAGGCACCAAAUUCCUCUGGAUACACGGAAGUUGCGUGAGGCCUUUCAUACUGACUGACUGACACUCUGCAUUAUGGAUACACAUCAACCGAGACCCAUAACUCCACAGCCUCCUUCCGGCGGCGGCGGUGGCGGUUUCUCUGCGAUACUCACAGUCUUCCUAUCUUUCAUCGCAAUCUUCGCCAUGAUAGUGAUUCCUUCAUCAUCAACUUUUAGGAAUGGUUUUUCCAUUCUGCACCAAGUCCCAGAAGGCCAUGUAGGGGUUUAUUGGAGAGGAGGUGCCCUUCUAAAGACUAUUACAGAUCCAGGUUUUCAUCUGAAGCUGCCUUUUAUAACCCAUUAUGAGCCUGUUCAAGUAACCCUUCAGACAGAUCAGGUGAGGGAUAUUCCUUGUGGUACCAAAGGAGGUGUAAUGAUUAACUUUGAGAAGAUAGAGGUUGUUAACCGGCUUCACAAGGAAUAUGUGCAUGACACUCUGAAGAACUAUGGGGUGCAGUAUGACAAUACAUGGAUAUAUGACAAAAUUCAUCACGAGAUCAAUCAGUUUUGCAGCUCUCACUCUCUUCAGCAAGUCUACAUUGAUGUUUUUGAUCAAAUUGAUGAAAAGAUGAAAGAUGCUCUACAGGGUGACUGCACACGUUAUGCUCCAGGUAUUGAAAUCAUUAGUGUUCGCGUUACAAAGCCAAAAAUCCCGGAAAGCAUAAGACGCAAUUUUGAACAGAUGGAAGAGGAACGCACUAAGGUCUUAAUUGCUAUUGAGAAACAGAGAGUGGUUGAGAAAGAGGCAGAGACAAAUAAGAAAAUGGCUAUCAGUGAAGCUGAGAAGGUUGCAAAUGUGAGCAAGAUCCUUAUGGAACAGAAGUUGAUGGAAAAGGAUAGUGUCAGGAAGCAGCAAGAAAUUGAGAACCAGAUAUACAUGGCUCGGGAAAGGAGUUUGGCCGAUGCAGAUUUCUACCGUUUACUGAAGGAAGCUGAAGCAAACAAGUUGAAGCUGACACCGCAAUUUCUUGAGCUUAAAUUCAUCGAGGCCAUAGCUGAUAAUACAAAAAUUUUCUUUGGGGAAAAGAUACCUAAUAUGUUUUUGGAUCAGAGGCUGCUUGGGAACUUCCUGCAACAGUUAUCUAAGAAUGUGUCUGAAGAGGAGAAAUCAGCAGCUUAAUUUUUUUAUCCUUCAUUUCUUUUUGUGAUCUGUCGCCUUUGCCAAGAUCGAAAAAUUCUAAGACCACAUAAAAUGGCACUUGUACCACAACUAUACACGGGGCAAAUUGUGAGUGGUAAAAAAAAGUUGUGGGUUCUGGUGAAAGUGACAGCUGCUAGUCACAGUUUGUUACGUAAAAUAGUUGUAAAAAAAGUUGUGGUAGUUUAUGUGGUACUAAAACUACUCACUAAAAUAAUGUAAUACCUAGGUGAUAUAGCAUUAUUACAAGUUUGUCACAAAGUAGGGAAAGUAAAUGUUUAUAUUUUAUUUAUUUUUUUAUUUUUUUAUGGGAAGGGAAUGGAAAUGUUGGCAUAAGUUUGUCACAAAGUAGGGAAAGUAAAUGUUUAUAUUUUAUUUAUUUUUUUAUUUUUUUAUGGGAAGGGAAUGGAAAUGUUGGCUGUGGCUUUCAGAAAGUGUUUCAUUUAAACAAAAUUUUUGGGAA
Quercus robur (English oak) is the source of this 1691-nucleotide messenger RNA. RefSeq lists its product as uncharacterized. Gene Ontology annotation, biological process: SREBP signaling pathway. Gene Ontology annotation, cellular component: endoplasmic reticulum; endoplasmic reticulum membrane. The transcript has 9 exons. The record is from RefSeq and is a predicted model, not a curated record. Lineage: Eukaryota; Viridiplantae; Streptophyta; Magnoliopsida; Fagales; Fagaceae. Bases 125 to 1210 code for a protein of 361 amino acids. Gene Ontology annotation, molecular function: ubiquitin protein ligase binding; cholesterol binding.